AUGUGUAAUGGUCAAGAAAAAGAUCCAAGAGUUAAAGCAGAACAUGAAGCACAAGAACAAAAACCUCUUAAAAUAAAGGAAAAAUGCAUUAUAUCAAACUGCCAAGUUAGAUAUCAGCUAGGAGAUACCUCUAAUGGUGAAGGGUCUUCAAAUAUGAUAAAUAAAGUUGCUUUAAUGGAUCAGAAUAUUGCUUUCAUAAGUCAGGAUAUUGGUUCAAUGGAUGGUGAAAUAUCGGAUAAUGAGAUAUACAAUUUUUCACCUCUUCCUCAGUCUGAAAAUCUUCAGUUCCUUGUCAAAAGUGAUAAAGAUUAUGAAACUGAAGAAGAGAGUGAAGAAGAGGAUGUAAUAAAUUUCGAUGCAUCUGAUAUAGAUGAUAGUCCAGAAGCCAAUAUCCGAAAUGUUAAUGAAGAUUUUUUGUUAACCAAUAUUAGCAAGGAAAAAUAUGAUAGUUUUCCUACUUCAAUUAAU
This is a messenger RNA of Scutellospora calospora, 468 nucleotides long. NCBI's taxonomy places the organism in Eukaryota, Fungi, Glomeromycota, Glomeromycetes, Diversisporales, Gigasporaceae. The record is from the annotation of a GenBank genome assembly.